UUGUCCUCUACUCACUUUAGCGUUACACAAGCUUCGAAAAACUUUUUCUAUCUGUCGUUCAUUCUUUCUUUCUUUCAAUUAUCUUGUUAUUAUUUUAUACGUUCAUCGUCCUCUUAAAACCAACGACAAGACAUUAACGUUCGUAGAAUGAAGACACUUCAACAAACGAAGAAUAAAGCUACCAAGAACGGUAACCAUGGAAAUUGGAAACAUCCGACUUCUGUUGCCCACUCAUCAGCAACUCCGCUUCAAAACGCACCACCUUUAGAGGUUAUCGUCGCAAAAGAUGAGGGACCAUCCUCCACAGCAGCGUCUCCUCAACCGUGCAAUCGUACUGUAACCACGAAUGCUGUUUAUACGCAAAACAAUGACUAUCCAACCCACCCAAGUCCAUCUGCUAUAAGCGAAACGGCUGCUGUCAGUGCUUUACACGCAUCCUCACUACAACAGCCAGCAUUCAAUGAUCAAACAAAGUUACUAACAAGCAAUAAUAAUAUGAUGGCCCAUUCGCAACCUGGAACACCUCAUCCUGAAAGUAACAUGCAACAACAUCUAGUAGACCAGCAACAACAUCCUCCAACGGCGACUACGGCUACUGAUAUGUCUCCUUAUCGUGCACCCACGCCAUCUUAUUCAACAGGUCGUAGUACUUCCCUCAGAGGCAGAUCAAACCUGUUUUCAAAUGAUAUUGGACCUUAUUUCAGCUCUACAAAGAUCUAUGACAAUUUAUAUGCUUCAGACAAGCAAACACUAUUAUCUGUACGUAUCCAAUCCAAGUUUGAUCGUGGGUUCUUCUUGGCGGAUAAUGACUGGACUUGUUACCGACGCAAUUACUUUCAAGUGAGCACUGUCUUUUCUCUCCAUGGUUUCAACCAUUAUUACGCUGUAGAACCUCAUAUCUAUGUCAGCGCCACCAACAGCAAUAAUGAACUCGCUCUGUAUCCUGUUCAACGCUUCUUGGUGGGUAUCAGCGCUCGUGCUGCUAAUAACGACAAGACGGUUGAACUGAUUCAACAUACGCCCAAACGUGACAAAGGCCCUCAAUUCACACCUGAACCCAAACCUAUCCUGCCGGGUGGAAAUCUUUCGAUGAGCUCUGUGGCCAAUAAUCAAAACAUUGUUACCUUUGAACGUAUUCAAUUCAAGACAGCCACUGCCAACAAUGGUAAAAGAAGAGCUGCUCAACAAUACUAUGUCGUCAUGACCGAUUUGUACGCUGAAACAGAUAGAAUGGAAUUGAUCAAGAUCGGUACCUGUCAGUCCGCCUCUCUCAUCGUGCGUGGCAGAAGUCCUGGUCAUUAUGCUGAUAACAAUAAUGCCAUCCCCGUCGCUCCUGGGCCCGGCCAUAAAGUGCAUCCUUAUUUGUAUCAGCAACAUCAUCCACCCUAUCCCGAGCCUUCCAUGGCUGCUCAUCCUGCCCCCUUGUUGAUGGGUCCUCCUCCCCCUCCUCCUCCUCAUCAGCAGCCUCAACCUACACCCACCACGAGCUCUGAGCCGCCGAUGACACCUCAAUUAACGCCUCCUUUGAGACAAGACCUCCGAUCUCAUUCAUCCGCGUAUUACCCUACGUCCUCUGUGCCACCCAUGAAACAAGAGCUCAUGGAGGCGCCUCACCAUCAUUCAUCCCCCUAUGAUGCUGCUGCUACUACUACUACGACCACCACUCAUGUGGCUACGGGCCCUGGUUCUGCUUCAGCUCCUGCGCCUCCUGUACAACCUUCACCUUAUUCUUAUUAUCCUUAUUAUCCUCAGCCCGCACCUUAUGCUCAAUAUAUAGUACAUGAUGGUCACGACUACUACAACAAUAACAGCCACCCUCAUCCUCAUCACCCAUCCCACCAAGACGCAAAGUAUCAAACGCCUCUUAUGUAUCAACAUCAUACUGCUUACGAAUUCAAUCGUGCUCGUUAUGAUAGUGCGUCUUCUGGAUCCUCCUCUAUCCCAUCACCGGGUGCGCAUCCUUCACAACAACAACAACAUCAACAACAAACUUCUACUGCUACUACUACCAGUGGUUCAAACAGUACAGAACAACAGACUUACUUUGGACAGCCACAUCAUCCACGCUCUUCUCCUUAUUCUUCUCCUUAUCCUGCUGUAUUACAACAACAGUCAUCUUCGGAACAGCAGCAACAAACAAGGAUGCCUCCUAUGAUGUCUUCCAAGCAGUCUUCCAUGGCUUAGAGAAAAUAACUUUUUUUUAUUAUGUUACUUUCAUUACAACUACUAUUUUACAACUACCGCCACCGUUCUAUCCUCUCCUCCUUCUCCCCACCUCCUCUUAUGUUUCAUUAUUGUUGUUACAACCCAUGUCUUUUUAUUAUUGAACUGUCUUAGUGUACUCCAUAGUGAAGAAGUAGAAAAAGAUACUCCAUUUUAUUAUUAUCUAUUUCAUUUUUUUUUCUUCUUUGUCAAAUCCCUACUGUUUACUUGAAUAUUUUCAUCAUUAUACAUUACAACUAUAAAUAUAUAUGUAUAUGAAUAUAUAUAUAUAUAUAUAUAUCGAUAUCCUUU
Mycotypha africana is the source of this 2514-nucleotide messenger RNA. RefSeq lists its product as uncharacterized. Gene Ontology annotation, cellular component: nuclear chromosome. The record is from RefSeq and is a predicted model, not a curated record. Gene Ontology annotation, molecular function: DNA binding; DNA-binding transcription factor activity. Gene Ontology annotation, biological process: meiotic cell cycle; positive regulation of transcription by RNA polymerase II. The coding region runs from base 148 to 2184 and encodes 678 amino acids. Lineage: Eukaryota; Fungi; Mucoromycota; Mucoromycetes; Mucorales; Mycotyphaceae. The transcript is spliced from 5 exons.